AAGGUGUCACGCGCUGGGAAGGAGCUUGCCGGAGUAAAUAGAAAGGGAGAUAACUCACGUUAUGAAAGAGGGCUGAGCUCGCACACUGACAUGGCUGGCAGAAACCUAUUCACGAGAAUUUCGCCUCUUCGGAAGGCCCUUCCCCAGCUGCUUCAGACAAGGCUGGCCCAGACUGCUGCAGCUGCGGCCCCACAACUCAGCCCCAAGAUAAAGAAGUUUCAAAUCUACAGAUGGGACCCUGACAAGACUGGUGACAAACCCCGUGUUCAGACCUAUGAAGUGGACUUGAAUCAAUGUGGUCCAAUGGUUCUUGAUGCUUUAAUUAAGAUAAAGAAUGAGAUGGAUCCAACCUUGACAUUCAGAAGAUCCUGCAGAGAAGGUAUCUGUGGGUCAUGUGCUAUGAACAUUGAAGGCACAAACACCCUUGCAUGCAUAAUUAAGACCGACACAAACCUGAGUAAAACCUGCAAGAUAUAUCCCCUGCCACACAUGUAUGUUAUCAAGGAUCUCGUCCCUGACAUGAGCAACUUCUAUGCCCAGUAUCGCUCCAUUGAACCGUACCUUCAGAAGAAGAAUGAGACAGAGGCAGAUGUGGGAAAGGAGCAGCAUCUUCAGAGUGUGGCUGACCGGGCUAAGCUGGAUGGACUGUAUGAGUGUAUACUGUGUGCGUGCUGCUCCACCGCCUGCCCCAGCUACUGGUGGAACUCUGACAAGUACCUGGGACCUGCUGUCCUCAUGCAGGCUUACAGGUGGAUGAUUGAUUCUCGUGAUGACUUCACUGAUGAAAGGCUGGCCCAGAUGGAGGACAAGUUCUCUGUUUACAGAUGCCACACUAUUAUGAACUGCACCAAAACUUGCCCAAAGGGUUUGAAUCCAGGUCAGGCAAUUGGAGAGAUGAAGAAAAUGCUCCUGUCCUACAAGAAGACUACUGCAGCUCACGCAUGAUGAGAGGAACACGAGAGAAGCAGAUGUCACCAGCACAACUUAGCAGUGUUCUUGUUGCCAGGGAAUCUUCAAGCAACCAUCCUAGUACUUUCAUGCCCUUCCUUCAAUACCAUUGUAGCUAUGGCGGUGUAGCAACAGGGCAGUGGAGUUGUAGCUAUGGGGGUGUAGCAACAGGGCAGUGGAGCUGAAUGUUGAAAUCAGGCAUACUUUGCAGGUUGAUUUCAGUGGUAUUGCGGUGUUUUUUGGCAAUGAUGUUAUUUUAAGGUAUUUACAACACUAGUGUGAACAUAUUUAUUUGCAUUUAUUUUGUGUAUAUGCUAGAACGUUUGAGGCCAGUGAUAUUCUGCUGCCUCCUUGUAAUGGUGAUUAUGGUCUGUAUGUUUCGGUUGUUGAAUUAUUCCUGUGUUUCACAUUGUCAUCGCAGAUCAGACUGACAUUUGCCCUCCCAGUUAGCCUUGUACAGUUAUGGGGGCGGUCGGGUUACCUAGUUGUUGAAGCGUUCGCUCGUCAUGCCGAAGACCCGGGUUCGAAUCCCGACAUGGGUACAAUGUGUGAAGCCCAUUUCUGGUGCCCCCAGCCAUGAUAUUGCUGGAAUAUUGCUAAAAACGGUGUAAAACCAAACUCACACACUCACACUGUACAGUUAUGUUGACUUCCACUAAAUCCUUUAGACAUGUUCAUGUGUGCAGCUCCAUCUGACAGAGGCACAAGGCCACAGAUAAGGUUAACUGUUAAGUUUAACAUCAAGUAAAUGUUGUUUUAAGAUUGUAAAUAAAACUGACAUAUUACGAUCAUCUAUGAAAGAAUUUUAUCAAUGGUAGACUUUUAUUCAUCUGAAAUACGUAAAUGUCACAAAAUGUCUGGAGGAACUGGCACAGGUGUUGACAUUGGAAUGGAACUGGUUUGUCAUUGGCACUCUUUGUUCAGGAGAGGGCAUGGGUGGCCCAGUCGUCUAAGGCGCCGUGAUUCGCUGUGCAGAGUUGCGUCC
Messenger RNA from Haliotis rufescens (red abalone), 1933 nucleotides. RefSeq names its product succinate dehydrogenase [ubiquinone] iron-sulfur subunit, mitochondrial-like. Gene Ontology annotation, cellular component: mitochondrial membrane. The transcript has 9 exons. Bases 91 to 945 code for a protein of 284 amino acids. Gene Ontology annotation, biological process: respiratory electron transport chain; tricarboxylic acid cycle; aerobic respiration. Gene Ontology annotation, molecular function: electron transfer activity; 2 iron, 2 sulfur cluster binding. NCBI's taxonomy places the organism in Eukaryota, Metazoa, Mollusca, Gastropoda, Lepetellida, Haliotidae. The record is from RefSeq and is a predicted model, not a curated record.